Gigantopelta aegis is the source of this 498-nucleotide messenger RNA. RefSeq names its product major centromere autoantigen B-like. Gene Ontology annotation, cellular component: nucleus. Bases 1 to 498 code for a protein of 165 amino acids. The record is from RefSeq and is a predicted model, not a curated record. Gene Ontology annotation, molecular function: DNA binding. The transcript is spliced from 2 exons. Lineage: Eukaryota; Metazoa; Mollusca; Gastropoda; Neomphalida; Peltospiridae.
AUGACGGAACGUCCAGCUAAACGUCGCCGUGUUGAACUCUCGCUCGAUGAUAAACUCAAAAUAAUUAAAAGUUUCGAAAGUGUACCUAAACCAACGUUUAGAUCUUUGAGUGAAAAGUUUAGUAUUGGCAAAUCAACAGUUGGAGAUAUCAUCAAAAAACGAGAGGUUUAUAAGGCAGAGUUUGAAAAGAAUAUUAGCGGGAAUAAACGGCGGUUUAAUAACGCAUGUAAAUUUGAUAAGCUCAAUGAACUGGUAUGGCAGUGGUUCUGUCAAGCUCGCGCUAAAAACAUCUCGAUUUCUGGUCCCAUCAUCCAAGAGAAGGCCAGUGAAUUUGCCAAGGAACUUGCAGUUGCAGAUUUCAAGGGCUCGAAUGUCAUGCCACCAAAGACAUCAGCUGAAAGAAUAGCUGCAUACCGAGCAAGAAUUCGUAGCAAUCCCAACAAGAAACUUGAUUAUCUCAACAAGGAACGAAUAAGAGAUAAAAGGCGAAGACUGUAA